AUGCGUCUACGUGCGUGGUGGGAGAAGAGGUGGCAGGAGUUGGAGAAUGCGGAGGAGGAGGAGGAGGAGGAGGAGGAGAGGAGGACGCAUGGUGCUACUCAAAUCAGAUGCCGAAACCGAAGAGACCAUUCCAAACGCGACAACGAACGAAGACGCUUCGAUGACACCUAUUUCACUGAUGCUGAAUUCAUCAACAAAUUUGUUCAAAGGACGUGUGCCACACUGGUGACGGUGGCAUGA
This is a messenger RNA of Hydatigera taeniaeformis, 240 nucleotides long. The record is from the annotation of a GenBank genome assembly. Lineage: Eukaryota; Metazoa; Platyhelminthes; Cestoda; Cyclophyllidea; Taeniidae.